This is a messenger RNA of Sycon ciliatum, 4461 nucleotides long. Its product is annotated as adenylate cyclase type 9-like. Gene Ontology annotation, cellular component: plasma membrane. Gene Ontology annotation, molecular function: adenylate cyclase activity. The transcript has 3 exons. The record is from RefSeq and is a predicted model, not a curated record. NCBI's taxonomy places the organism in Eukaryota, Metazoa, Porifera, Calcarea, Leucosolenida, Sycettidae. Gene Ontology annotation, biological process: intracellular signal transduction; cyclic nucleotide biosynthetic process; adenylate cyclase-activating G protein-coupled receptor signaling pathway. Bases 69 to 3866 code for a protein of 1265 amino acids.
CGAGAGAGUGUGGCUGGGAAAAUGCAUUCAUCCUCUCAGGCAGACUCAGGCAGGGUCAAAGAAAGGCCAUGAAUCGAACUUCCUCCAGAUCGAAGAUUUCUUUGAAUGCCGCGUCAUCUGAGGCCAGAAUUGUAGAGGGCACGCUGCGCCCAAGCACAUCGGUGACUGGUGAAGCCAGGUCGGAGUCGUGGAGAAAGAGACAGAACUCGUUAACAUUCAGCAGAUUGAAUACCUUGAACCCUGAUGUGUUCAACGAGCCACGACUCAGCCGCGUUUCCAAUGCGAGAAGUGUGUCCUCGUUUGAGGGAGCAGGGGGCGGUGGAGGGUACGACGCAGUUGCAUCACGUGGCAGCCUGGUUCAGGGGUCUCAAGGUGAUAAUGUUGGUGCCUCAUUCUCCAGUGGCCUUGACAAGUCUGGGCUCCCUAGACUAUUCCGCAUUCCCAAAUUCUUUGAUGGAUCCAAUGAGAGCAGUUUCAUGAAAUUGGAAUUCCAGGAUGAGGAGUUGGAAGAGUUGUACCGUAAGAGUGAGGAGACGUCCGCUAGAGCCCUGUUCCGCUUGGCAUGUGGCUUCCUGGUGUUGUCCUCUUUCAUCCAUGCCCUGUUCUUCGGCAUUUCUGCACACCGUAACUAUUACGUCAUCGAACUAUCUUGCUACGCUAUACUUGUUCUCAUCUUCCUGGGUCUGAGCUUCUCUGAGAGGUGCCGAGGCCCGUGGGAGAACAGACUUACAUACGCACUCGCAGCCAGUCUAGUUGCAGCGGCGCUGGGGACUAUAUCCUUUGCGCCAGCUGCAUUCUCGCCGGUCGGCCGCUUCAGCAUAGCAACGGCAGUGCUGACAGUGCUGUAUGUGUUUUUGCCGCUAGACCUACCGAUUGCAAUCAGUUUCGGCGUGCUCUUCUCACUCACAUUUGAGAUAGCACAGGCGGCUGUCCUCGCCAGCAACAGCAAUGUCAGCAUCUCUCCGAAAGCCCUGCUGAUGAAACUGGUCUUGCACCUUUGCCUGCACUUUAUGCUGGCUAGUAUUAGUCUGUUGUCAGAAGUGUACAGGCGCAACACGUUUUGGCGUAUUGGUCGCUCACUGCUGUACCAGGAUCAGUUGGACUUUGAGCUGGCUCUCAAGGAGAAGAUAAUCCACUCAGUAAUGCCUGAAGUGAUUGCUAGUGAGUUGCUGGAGAUCGAUGACAAUGCAUAUCAGAGCAUUUUCAAGCACGAAACGUCACGUUUCCGCCCACUCAUGCUACACCGCAUGGACGAUGUCACCAUCCUGUUUGCCGACAUUGUUGGCUUCACAAAAAUGUCGUCAACGAAGUCUGCGUCGACACUAGUGAGUCUGCUGAAUAAUUUGUUCAACCGUUUUGACAAGCUAGCUGAGUAUCACGGCUGUGAGAAGAUCAGCACGCUGGGAGACUGCUAUUACUGUGUAGCUGGCUGUCCAGCACCAUGUGAUGACCAUGCUGACCGCUGCGUACAGAUGGGCCUGUCCAUGUGCAAGGCCAUCGUGCACUUCUGCAGGGACACGGGAGAAGACGUGAACAUGCGCGUCGGCAUUCACACUGGCACGGUGCUAUGCGGCAUCGUCGGCGUGCAUCGCUUCAAGUUUGAUGUCUUCUCGCACGACGUGCAGCUGGCCAAUCAUAUGGAGUCCGGCGGUGUACCUGGUAUGGUACACAUGUCACAGAGUACAUACGAUGAACUCGUUGAUCCAGAUGCCUAUGACAUCCAGGAAGGUGAUGGCGCAUCACGCGAUGAACACCUAAAGGACGUCACUACUUACCUUGUUACCAUGCGGGAUCGGACGGGUAUGAUGCAACGCAGCAACUCCGAGCCAACGUUUGAACCACUGUCACCCACAGUGAGGAAAAAGCGGGUUCCAUCAUCACUGCGGCAUCGGCCACCUCAGUCAGUGCCAGUUACCAGCAAUGAAAGAAGGAAGUGGAUUGCUUCACCGCGCCAAUCUGUAUCAUCGCAAACAACUCUUUCAUCGCGGAAUGUCAACUCCAAGUCCCUUCUCAAAGUGUCCACUAUAGACAAUGCAGUUGGUGAUAUACCCAAUUCAUUGUAUCAGUUUGACAGCAGUUCUACAAUAGCCGCCACUUCCAUUGGUGACAUUUUGAAGGAGAGAGAAGCACACGAAGCGCCUCGGGUCAAAGUGCGCCUCUCUGAGCUAGCUGCCACAGAUCUUCUUCGAACUGCAGUUAACAACCCCAACUCCGAGAAGGGUCGGCAAGAGGAAGCUCGGAGGACUCGCUUGGCUGAGCAGAAAUUGGUAAUCAAGGUCCUUAAUUCAACUUGGGAUCGGCUAAUAGAGUUGAAGCAGAUCUCCAACAAGGAUUUGCAUAUGUUCUCGUUGGUCUUUAUUGAUGAGGACUUGGAAGCACUGCAUAGGCUGCAGUUCAACACACCGAGUGGUGUGACGGCACACACAACGUUCGAUAGCCCCAUCUUCUCCUACUUCCUGCAGGUCGUCAUCACCUUCAUUGUCUUCUUGAUGUUCAGUCUGGUCCUCUUCGUCGUGUUCAUGCCAAACCUGAGCACCAUGUCGAUAGCUGCGUUUGCCGCCUGCCUGCUAUUCCACGUAGCCGUUCUUCUGUCGGUGGGCAGUGUGUGCUAUGUGAGAUAUACAUGGCUGGCCCAGAUUGUGCGCCCGAUUGUUUGCAACUGGUGGGUGGCACACUUCAUAGUUGUCUUUCUACUGGCCUUCCCUGCCGCGCUGGUUGCCACCAAUUGGCCUUGCAGCGUGGCGUUUUCUACCAACGAUGACAGCUUUCACUUCAACUUCUUCAUCCUGCAAGUAUCCCUGACCAUGUGUCUGCUCUUUACACAACUUCACCGGAUUGUCCAAAUGUUUGUGUGCUGUGGUAUCUGCGCGCUCCUGAUUGCGUUUGUGCGCGUGCCGUUCAGUGAGUGGCCAUGCACCGAUUCAUCAUUACUUGCACGACACGGCCUCAAUGCAAGCUUCUACACCAGUGGUAAUGCAACUGGCAAUACAAUAGAGGGCAUCGUCCACAACGACACCUUCCUGAUCUUCUCCAUCUACCUGAUCCUCAUCUUUAUUCUCAACCGUCAGUACGAGGCCGCUUCCCGUCUCAACUUCAAGAGUCAGCUCCUGGCACAGGUCUCUUUUGAAGAAAUCCAACAGCUGAAGGAGCAAGCCGACAGCUUACUCAACAACUUGUUACCGGACCAUGUUUGUCAGCAUCUCAAGGUGUCAUCAAGUUACUCUGAGAAUCACGAGAUGGUGGGUGUGAUAUUUGCAACCAUUUGCAACUUUAGCGACUUCUACUCAGAACACUUUGAGGGCGGCAUCGGCUGCAUUCGCGUCCUGAAUGAACUGAUCAGUGACUUUGAUGAUCUGCUGUGCAAGCCGGAGUUUGCAACGGUGACCAAGAUCAAGACAAUCGGCGCUACGUACAUGGCAGCCUCGGGCCUGAAUACUGCAACUCGGCCUCCGUACCAGUUUGACCGAAAUCAACACCUCAAGGCUCUGCUGGAGUUUGCGCUUGAGAUGCAGCGGACAGUCCGCGACUUCAAUGAGAAUAUGGUUGGUUAUGAGUUUGUUCUUCGUAUCGGCUUUAACUGUGGACCAGUUACAGCCGGAGUUGUUGGUUCAACUAAAUUGCUCUUCGACAUCUGGGGUAACACAGUGAAUGUUGCAUCGCGCAUGGAUUCCACUGGCCUACCCGGAAAAAUACAGGUUCCGGAUGACUGUGUUGAGAGACUGCAAUCUUGUAUUGCUUUUACAGAGCGACCUGGCACGGUGUUCGUCAAAGGCAAAGGCGACAUGGUCACUCACUUCGUGGACAGCCUGAUCUGGCCUCAUCCGCAUCGGUUUCUACCCACCUCUAUCCAUGUAGAUACUAUUUGACCUAGGAGUUGUUAUUUAUUUAUUUUUAAUUCCAAACGGAUUUUGACCUCAUCGCAAAGUCAUUCCAACCCUGUAUAGCAUGGGCUGGAAUUGGCACACUUUGGCAGCCGACAGUAGACUAGCGUUUCCAGAGAUACCGUCAUUUUCUUUAUUACUCCUUUGAAGUAUUAACUGUGUGUUUGCAUCUGCAUCAACGGAUGAAUCAAUGAAUACACGUCCGAAGACCAUUCACAUUGCCCAUGUUUUUAGUCGAAGUCACAUGUAGUGGUGCAGUCACACCCUCUCCUUCAAAAGUGUUGCCUUCCCUUUAGACUUAGAGCAUAUUAUCAAAUGCAGAUUCAUUCUGCAGACACACGCCCUGCCAUUGAAUUUUUUAACUAGAUCUGUUUGCAGGGCUAUAUAUUAUAAGUGACAACACUGACAGUGCGGCGCUGCACCAUUCAGGCUUUACCCCCCCCCCCCCCCCUUCAAAUUUGACCGCACCACAGAACAUCCAUCUGUUUCCCCCUGUACAUGAUUCACUCUUUUUCUUUCUUUUUUUCUUUCCUUUUCUUGAUACGAGCAUAAUCAAGACUAUGAAACCCCCUUAUAUACC